Messenger RNA from Anopheles gambiae (African malaria mosquito), 4338 nucleotides. RefSeq names its product putative polypeptide N-acetylgalactosaminyltransferase 9 (gene Pgant9). The record is from RefSeq and is a predicted model, not a curated record. Gene Ontology annotation, cellular component: Golgi apparatus. Lineage: Eukaryota; Metazoa; Arthropoda; Insecta; Diptera; Culicidae. The coding region runs from base 1226 to 3280 and encodes 684 amino acids. The transcript has 12 exons.
UCGGCUGGCUGCUCGCACGAAGUUCUCUCUCAUCACUCGAAGCGAACGGACGUGCACAGUGCGUGCGUGCGGUGUCGUUGCUGCGUCCGCGCUUACAACGCUUGCUCUUGGGUUUUUUGGGGUGUUAAAUUCUACGUUACGCAAAGGUACAAAGCAGGGAGUUACUAGCAUCGUAACCACAAACCCGUUUAACCACAACAAACGGGCGAAAGGGCACGCUUUUGUUUCGCCCUUUCGGUACGGUGUAAUGUAGAAUGUAAUGUAAAAGUAAACAUACGUGCGCGUUUCGGUGUUCGCGUUUCGUCAAUUUCAAAACAAAGUGUGGCUCUACCGUUCAGUGUGUAUGUGUGUGUGUGUGUGGGUGUUUGAACGGAAGCAAACCAUCAGAGCGUGUGUGUGUGCCGAGAGGUGACAGAUAACGUGUGACAAGUGGCCAAGCAGGUAGCGGUGUCGAAGUUCCGGGCAAAGGAGGAAAGCAUCCUGCGCGGUAGUUUGCGGCACUGAUAAGAGAUAUUUCCAGGCACAGCAUCUGGACGUGCGGUGCGGUUUUUGGGAUGGGAAUUGCGAGAAAGUAAAGGCGCACGAAGAAAAGAAAAAAAUAAGGAAAGGUUGUGAAUAGCAAACGAAGAAAACGAAGAAUAAAAUGUUACAACGUUGAUGGUGAAGCAGGAAGAGACCACUCUAGGAGUACUCGAAAACGGCGCAGUAUCAGUGGAGUGGAAUUAGUGUGGCGUUAGUGACGCAAAAAAAACGGAAGCAUUUCCCAGGAACAUCCCAACCGCAGCCACACACAUGUGCCAGCGAAAUUGCCCGAUUUAAUUCAACAAAAGAAAUUGUGAAACAUAUCAACGUAAAACACACACAUCACGCGCAACAGAUGCAUCAUCAAUUGUAAUUGUAAGGAGGAAAACGGCACAUUUUGGCACAGUUUGGUGCUAAUUUCAUGCGACGCAAACUUGACGAAAGGUUCGGUAUUUACUCAGCCAACGAGCCAACAUCAAAGGCUGGUACCGUCCGUGGCGGGCGUUGUCUGAGGCGUACAGCGAUACGGAGCGAUGUGCCGUAGGUGAUCGUACGUUGAUAGAAACGUAACACUCGAUCACUGUCUUCAACAACAACGCUUCAGGAAUAAUUCUACAGGCGAAGAGGUCGCUUCUAACACAUAUCGUACGGUACAGGCGGUUUACUACAUUUAGCCCGGAAAGCACUGCCUGCAACAACAAAAAUGGCGCUGCUCGGCAGACGGAGAUCGUCCUUCCUGAAGCUGGCCGCCCUGUGCGGUGUCGUAUGGUUUAUGGCCGUGUUUGUGCUCUACUCGGACGAUUCGAAUCGGGCCGGCGGCCCGAGCGGCAGCGGCUCGGCGGCAAGCGGCGGCGGAGCGAUCGAGUACGAGACGCCGCGACGACUGCCGCUGGAAGGCAUACGGAACAAGUUCAACCAGUUUAUGGAGAACGCACGGCUGGAUGCAAAUCGGCCGGAUCCGGCCGUGCCCGAGGUGCCGGACGUGAACUUUGUCGAUCACAACCGGGUGGAGGACGGCGAUGAGGGGGAGGGAGGUGCGGGAGGCGUCGAUCCGGAUCUGGAUGAGCCGCCGGUGGUGAAGACGGUCAAGGAGCUGCCGUCGAAGCCGAGCCGGCCCCAGUCACACUCGCCGCCCGCCAGUGGUAACGGUGUCGCUGGUGCUCUCGCAUUGCCCGGCGUUAUCGCGCCACCGAGCGACGGUCCGGGUGAGCUGGGCAAGCCCGUGGUGCUGCCGAAAGAACUAACGCCGGAGGUGAAAAAGCUGGUCGAUGACGGAUGGGCCAAGAAUGCGUUCAACCAGUACGUGGCGGACAUGAUCUCGAUCCGGCGCACGCUGCCCGAUCCGCGCGACGCGUGGUGCAAGGAGCCGGACCGCUACAUGGACGAUCUGCCGCCGACGUCCGUCAUCAUCUGCUUCCACAACGAGGCGUGGUCGGUGCUGCUGCGUACCGUUCACUCGGUGCUCGACCGUUCGCCGGACCAGCUCGUGAAGGAGGUGAUACUGGUCGAUGAUUUCUCCGACAUGCCUCACACGCAGAAGCAGCUGGAGGACUAUUUCCUCGCCUAUCCGAAGGUGAAGAUCGUGCGUGCUGCCAAACGCGAGGGUCUCAUUCGUGCCCGUCUGCUCGGUGCUCGACAUGCGACGGCACCAGUCCUAACAUAUCUUGACUCUCACUGCGAAUGUACUGUCGGAUGGCUGGAGCCGUUGCUUGAUCGUAUCGCACGCAACUCGACGACGGUCGUCUGUCCCGUGAUCGACGUGAUCGAUGACAACACGAUGGAGUAUCACUACCGCGACUCGGGCGGUGUGAAUGUCGGUGGUUUCGAUUGGAACCUGCAGUUCAACUGGCAUGCCGUACCGGAACGGGAGAAGCGCAAACACAAGAGCCCAGCGGAACCCGUUUGGUCACCAACGAUGGCGGGCGGCCUGUUUGCGAUCGAUCGUGUAUUUUUCGAGCGGCUCGGCACGUACGAUUCCGGGUUCGACAUCUGGGGCGGUGAAAAUUUGGAGCUCUCCUUCAAGACGUGGAUGUGUGGCGGUUCGCUCGAGAUUGUGCCCUGUUCGCACGUUGGACACAUCUUCCGGAAACGCUCGCCGUACAAGUGGCGAACGGGUGUGAAUGUGAUCAAGCGCAACUCGGUCCGGCUGGCGGAGGUGUGGAUGGAUGAGUACGCACAGUACUACUACCAGCGCAUUGGUAACGAUAAGGGUGAUUACGGUGAUGUAAGCUCGCGCAAGAAGCUGCGCGAAGAGCUCGGCUGCAAGUCGUUCCGGUGGUACCUGGACAACAUCUAUCCGGAGCUGUUCGUGCCCGGCGAUGCGGUUGCUUCGGGCGAGGUAAGAAACAUGGGUUACGGUAACCGAACCUGUCUCGAUGCGCCUGGCGGCAAGCGGAACCUGCGGAAACCGGUCGGACUCUACCCGUGCCACAAUCAGGGUGGCAAUCAAGGCUUGUUGGGCGCUCCCGAUCAACACAUGUUCUCCCGUUACUGGAUGCUGAGCAAAACGGGUGAGAUCCGGCGGGAUGAGGCGUGCCUUGACUACGCGGGCGAUGACGUGGUGCUGUACCCGUGCCACGGUUCCCGGGGCAAUCAGUACUGGAACUACUCGGACCAGUCGCACCUGCUCCGUCACGGCUCGUCCGACAGGUGUUUGGCGAUCAACGAGGCGAAGAACAAGCUGAUCAUGCAAGACUGUAAUGCGGCCGUCGAGGCCCAGCGGUGGUCCUUCCAGAACUACGACGCCAGCAAGCUGUGAGGGGCAGGAGAGGCACACGGCUAAGCUCCUUCGGCGCUGUCACCGAAGUCCCCAAUAGAAAGGAAGGGAGAGAGAAAAAGAACUUCCGGUUCCUCAGCAACUAUCAAGCACUAUUGCCAGCAACUUGGAGCUAUCUCAGGAGCUAAUUUCAGGAUUUGCACCAUGAGUCUGACACAGGACUCUCUCUCUCUCUCCUUCCAAACCAUGGACCUUGUUCCAGGGAAAUCACACACAGACAACACACGCAGCAUUCCUUUCUUCGUAUGCUUCCUUCAAUCAAUUCCAACCACAUUUACAAUCCCGGGGUCGGGUCGUCGCGACGAGCGAAUCAGCGAAGGAGCGUUUAGGAUUGAUUUUUAAUUAAUGUGAUGUUUUUUUUUAUAUAAAUAUAACUAUGUUAGGGCAAAACAUUGCGGGAUAGAAGCAUAAAAGCCCGUGCUCAACUUGCCAAGUUUGUGCGAGAAAAAAACCGCUCUAAAGGGCAACACGUGUGAGUGAAAAUGAGUUUUCUUUUCCCUUCUGUUGUACAUAUUUAAGUAGCAUCGAUGAAUCGCGGCAGAAGCGAAAGCCGACUUGAGAGACUUUUAUUCCAAGUAUAGCAAGGCACUUUGCACUUGUUUUGUGUGUGUUUCUGUUUGUUUUUUUUUUUGUGUAAUUGUUUUAGAUACUUUUGCUGAUUUUGCAUUCUGCAAUAAUUUUCUUCCACUAUCGUAUAGUUGUAAGGCUUUUAGUUUGUAGUGAUUCUAGAGUGAAUUCCCCUCUCGGAUACGUUUUAUUUAAUGUAUAACCUAAUUUGUUUCCUUUUUUUGUUUGUUUGUUAGUUAGCAGAAACACUUGCAUGUGACUACAAAAUUUAAAGAAAAAAAAACAUAUUAUAUUUAAACAAUUAUGUGACUGCCAUAAAAAAAGAAAGCAAACUGCAGAGGGAACGCAAAACUCCCUGUUAGCAAUAGAAAGCGCACGAAUACGAAAUGGCGCAAAGUGUGCAAUUGAACGCGAGAGAACAGCAGUGGGAUUGUCCCAACGGAAACGGAAUAGUUUUUAAUAGUAGUGCAGAA